Ruditapes philippinarum (Manila clam) is the source of this 1887-nucleotide messenger RNA. RefSeq names its product AP-5 complex subunit mu-1-like. Gene Ontology annotation, cellular component: cytosol; lysosome; AP-type membrane coat adaptor complex. The record is from RefSeq and is a predicted model, not a curated record. Lineage: Eukaryota; Metazoa; Mollusca; Bivalvia; Venerida; Veneridae. Gene Ontology annotation, biological process: endosomal transport.
UUUGAUCAAAAGAUAAGUGAUAUAUAUGCAUUCCUGACACAAGCUGCACCAUUUGGUACUGUACUUGAUACCACUGUCGACUCUGUGCUCGCCAAGAUGGCAAAUAAAAUAAGUGCAACACCUAAAACUCAGAAGCAACCAGCCUGGAAGCCUGUGUUACAUAAAGGCAAGAACCAAAUGAACUUGGCUAUUACAGAAUUUGUCAGGGCAGUUCAGUAUGACAGAGACAAUAUAGAAGAUGUAUGGGAUGUUUAUGGUACUGUAUCAUGUAAGGCGGAGUUAGAGGGUACCAUGCCAACCGUAACCAUGACAAUAUCACAACCAACAGAUGGGGAGGUCACUCCACUCAAUAAUCUGAUUAUUCAUCCAUGUGUUCAGAGUGCCGAUGCUUAUAUAUUGGAAGAAGGUAAAGACCGAGCUAUACCAAGGAGAGUUAGAUUUACCCCACCUCUAGAGAUGAUAACAUUAUGUCAUUAUAGAGUCAACCCUACAAGACAGCCACCUAUCACUGGCAGCUUUGACCUAUUUGCAGAUGAAGACAGGGUAAAGAUCAAAGUUCAUCUGAGAUUGUCUGAAAAUAUUAAGAACUCGUUUGAAUACUGUGAACUUCAGAUUCCAUUUGGUAAAAGAGGUGCAGUAACUAUCCAAGAGUCUUCUUUAAACCAUGGUACCUUGCUUUUGUCACCUGACAAAAGUAUUGUCGUGUGGAAUAUUGGACAACGGUUCCCUGCAAAACAACUGGAGAUUAGCAUGUCUGCAAGUUUAUUCCUGGGAAACAGUCAGACCAAAAAUACUGGUUCCCUGGAGGAACAGUUCUGUACAGGUCAAAAUGCUUAUGCUCAGUUAUUUUUUAAGAUAGUAGAUUUCACACAGUCUGGUUGUUUUAUUGAUGCCAAAUCUAUACAAGUGUCACCAACAAUGAAAUAUAAACUGACCUGUGUUCGAGAAUUUCUAUCAUCUGAGUAUAAGUUAUGGAAUGUCCAUGGUGAUAGUCUGGUUUCUGCAAUUCCAAAAUGUCUUAGUGAUCAUCAGACUGUAGAAACGUGACACAGUCUAUUCUAUUUAUAGUAUAGGCCAUUUAAAGACUUCACUAUUUAGAAUUUUAAAUAAAAGUGCAAUAUAUUUUUAUAUGAAAAUGAGUCAAUGCUAUGUUUUUAAACAGAUGGAAAUAUGUAUAAAGUCAUCUUUUUGAUGUACAUGUUUAUAUGCUGCAUUAUAAAACUUAUUAUAUUCCAUUGUUAUUGUUGAUAUUAUAAAAGUAUGUAUAUUUUAUAAUAAAGUUAAACAAAGAUAAGAAAUAUUUUAAAAGUUUUUAUUCCACUUGCAGAGUGCAUUCUUUUGUGUGAUUUUCUCAGACAACAAACUGGAAUAUUAAGAUCUUUUAAAGGUUUUAGAAACUUCUAUACAUAUUACCAUGUUACAGUUUUAAAAUUGUAAAAUUCCAUGCUAUAUUACCCUGCUUAUAAUUAACUGCCACCGUUAUUUUAACCAGUAAAUUAUAAUGAAUUUUCACUUUUUUACUUAAAUAUAUGUUAUUAAUAAACUUGAGAGGUUUUUCAUUGGCUCAAAAUCAUGACGUGUAUUCAUACAUCAUCAAUAUCUAUAGAGCUUUCCAGCAAUAACGAGUGGACUUGAUCAAAUUCGCACCAACCUGGGACUUAUGUUCCAACAUGGCUGCUGUUGAAGACAUGUACUUUAAUUUUGAUGUCAUCCUCGAAUAUAUUCCACAUACUUGAUAUUAUAUAUAUUAACAGAUUUUACAAUAUACAUGUCCAACAGAUAUAUGGUAAUAUUACGUGAUAACUAACUUUUGUUUAAGCUUUCUUCCAGACAAUUUAAUUUAUCGGAUCUUUGUGUAUUUCUUAGUAACAAUAAUAGUUCAUCAAA